This is a messenger RNA of Nothobranchius furzeri (turquoise killifish), 7440 nucleotides long. Its product is annotated as fibroblast growth factor 6. Gene Ontology annotation, biological process: fibroblast growth factor receptor signaling pathway; cell differentiation; positive regulation of cell population proliferation. NCBI's taxonomy places the organism in Eukaryota, Metazoa, Chordata, Actinopteri, Cyprinodontiformes, Nothobranchiidae. Gene Ontology annotation, cellular component: cytoplasm. Gene Ontology annotation, molecular function: fibroblast growth factor receptor binding; growth factor activity. The record is from RefSeq and is a predicted model, not a curated record.
AAAAGACCUUUCACGUUUGCAGGGACUGGCGUGCGUAAAUGUUCCAUUUUAUGAAGGGGUUCUCCAGAUUUCACACACAAACGCAACAUGGGAGCAGAAUAUUAUACCUGGUGGUGCUCAGCUGCUGAAGCACACCAGAGAUCUUUGCGACUGAGCCACCUCACGGGUCGUUUGGGUGGAGAGGAAGGUGUUUGCUGGGAAAAGUUCUUGAGCGGUGUGGCAGAAGAAGUGCGACCACAAGAGCCUGUCAUUGCUCUCCGGUGACAAGUGGGCCUGUUUUUACACCUUCCUUCUAAAUAAGGAUCGGCCUGACAGACAUAUGACCACCGAGCCAAUUUGGGAGCAGAGUGCAUCACGUGCCCGGCCGCCGAACGCCACCAAUAGGCUUCCUCUCAGUGGCAGCAGGCUGUUCAACCCACCACUGACUUGUGGUUUCCCAGCUGUGAAGUCACCGUGAUGUCAUCACGGAUGCCAGCUUUGGCAAGGUAGAGCCAGGGUUCUUGGUGUGUGGCCUGGAGGAUUUAUUCUGAACUGUCACCAAGAGGAGGCUGUCAGAGGCAAGAGAGAGAGGGGAAGUGUGUGUGUGUGUGCGCGCGCGCGUGUGUGUGUGUGAGAAAGAGAGAGAGAGUGGCGCGGAGGAGCUGCAAAACAUGGUAAUCACCACCACCAACAUCACCAUCACCUCCAGCUCCGCCGCGCACUCUCCCGUCUCACCGGGAGUUGCGCGUUAUGCCCAGAGCUCUGAUCUGCUCACCAAAAAUAACCCGCAGCCAGCAUGCCGAAGGAAGCAAAACAAGAAGAGUAGUAUUUUUAGGGUCAUUAAUUUUGACCACGUGGCCCGAAGGUAAACCGGAUGGCCGUUGCGCAAAGGCUCCUCGUCAGUAUGUCCUGCGAGGCCGGCACGCCGCACUGGACGCAGACCGCGGCGGUUCUCCUGGGCUUUCUGCUGGGGAUCGUGUCAGCGUACCCGUUACCGAGCAGCAGGACGAACGCAACUUUGCUGGAGAAACGAUGGGAGACCCUCUUCUCUCGCUCCGUGCUGGGGAUCUCCGGGGAGAAACCGGAGCUGAACUGGGAGAGUGACUAUCUGCUGGGCAUCAAAAGAGUGCGGAGGCUCUACUGCAACGUGGGCAUCGGGUUUCAUCUUCAGAUCCUCCCCGACGGCAGGAUAAACGGUGUACAUAAUGAAAACCAGUACAGUCUAAUAGAGAUCUCCACGGUGGAGAGAGGAGUGGUGAGCCUGUAUGGGGUGAGGAGCGAGCUGUUUGUCGCAAUGAACAGCCGCGGGAGGCUGUACGGAACGACAGUCUUCCACGACGAGUGCAAGUUCAGGGAGAGCUUGCUCCCAAACAACUACAAUGCCUACGAGUCCCUGGUUUACAGAGGGUCCUACAUCGCACUGAGCAAGCAUGGCCGCGUGAAGAGGGGCAACAGAGCCACUACCGCCAUGACUGUAACGCACUUCCUACCCCGAAUAUGACGAGGAAAAAAAAGAAACUGGCAAUAACAAACCUAUUUGCACACGUGGAUUACUUCCCAGGUAACACGAACGCCACAUACGUACGAACGAACCAACACAAAAGACUACGCAGACUGCAAAGAAACACAGCUACAUCUGAUAAUAUUUAUUCUAACUUUAUAUGUAUAUUUGGGUAGCUGACUUUGUAUUAGAAGUGACUGAAACGCCAUUCUGUGCUGCUUUGAUCAGUUUCAUUGUUUUGUGAUACGAAGGGGGACAGAAAAGCGACGAUUGUCCCUUUGGGUUUUUAUGGGUGCUUGUUGGAUCGGGCGGAGCGCUUGCCCUGCCAGUGGAUCACACUAAUUCUCUUUAGGAAAUAAAACUGGAAAUGCUAUUACCUCAAACAACCGAAACCCAACAAAAGCGUGUAGAAAUCAGACAAAUGUGCGCAUGAACUUUUCACUCGAAGGAACGCCUGUUCACUGAAACGUUUUGUUGUCGUCCAUCGAGGUGCUCGACGUCCUCGCUGAUUGAUUGUUUCUGUGACGGUCGGGGCAACUGGAGCACUUGUAAAUUUGUUGGUGGUUUUUCUUGCGUCGUCAUGAGGUGGCUGUGCCUUGAAUUCCUUCUUACGGCCCCCUCACCAGUGCAUGCCAGAAAUGUGGGGCUCAAGUCAGAAAUAGGAACCAUACACAAGUCAUCCCUCCCUAAGACACCGCGGGGGGACUUUAGCCCAAUUCCUCGAGGGUCUGAGGUUUCUCUACUUUUAUUCUCUUUAAUUUUAGAUCAGUGGAGUAGUAGAGACUCAAUGCUGCACAGGACCCAUUGGAGCCUCUUGGAAAGUUAAAUUUAGACUCGAUUUCCCCCCAACAUCCCAUCCACGAGGGCUUUGACAAUCCCAGGUUUUAUUUUCUAGCGUUUUGCAGUCGUUGGGCCAGACCGAGCGUGCGACUGCUUCCUGGAUGUUUGGGUGCACAUUUGGUUUACGAAUCCAUGUCAAAUGUUUUGGGGAUGCUUUUGUUGAACCCUUCCUGAGUCCCGGUAGACACGACACAGAGGAGCAUUUCUGUCUGCUGCACGUUGUUUUGUCUACUCCAAACAGACCCCUCUGUUCUGUCAAGCCUAAACAAUUUCUUCAUGCAGACUCCUAAUUUAUUUAUUUAUACUUUUUGCCUGAAAACUGCAAUAUGUUUGACUGUUUGAUGAUUUCUGGCACUUAAAGUAGCACAUUUAUGCAGAAAUGAGUGACAUUAAAGAGUAUGCUGCUGAUCGGUCGGUUCACUGUAAAUACGACGGUACUUUUGGGUGAUUUAGGGUAACAUAAAUGUUCCAGCUUGGCCUCCAGAGAGCUGGAACUGCAACACAGUUCAUGACUUUACUGAGAAGAACUUACACUGACAAUGUGGAUUAUUUAUCUCAACAUUUGAAGCUGUUUAUGCAUUGAUUAGGUUGGUCAUUAUUGCUUUCUUAGCAAAGAAAAGUAGAAUUGUUUUUCUUCAGCCUUUAUUUAUGCAGCACAACGUACUUGAAUUCAUGAAAUGCUCACACUCCUCUCAGAUGCUGUCAUUUCUGCAACGGAAGCAAACGGCGAAUACGAGCAAACCCAGCGGAGGACAAGGAGGACUUACAAAGCGCUCUGUACGUGGCUCUGAUUGUUUGUUUAACUUGCUGAAGACGCGUAAACAUUCGACUAAAAUGCCUGAGUGUCAGAUUUGUGGGCUGACUGGUUGAUGUCGGGUCGGACGGUCAGCGUAGGGCCUUGAGAAUGUUGUGCAUCUGAGCCAUUUUCAUCCCAAGGUCAGGGAUUUGGGUGUCCCGUCCUCUUGUGUUUCUCAUGUUGACAUUUUAGUUCUCUUCUUUUAUUUAUUAGGCUACGCUAAGCUCAGCACCUGUUGGGCUGUUUCUUGGAAAAGACAUGAUUGGCUGCAUAAGUACCGCUGACUUUUCAACUCAUGGCGAGUCUCUAAAAAGCUGCAACAAGGUGCAUUUAUUUGGAUUUUCUACCAGCUCAAGGGCAGCUUGGUGAAAUGAGACAGCAAAAGUAGCAAAACUUUUGUAGUUGCGUCAUUUUUUAGCUCUGGUCUCGCUCUGGGGGUGGCUCCGAAGUGGGUUUCAUGUUUGCAGCAGUUAUCGUCUUACUUAUAAGGGAGUACCAGGGCCACUGGAAAGAAAACAAAUCUAGAGGCGAGGGUUAAGAGCAAAGAUGAAAAGGCUCAGAAAUCAAAGAAAAAAGUCAAAGUAUUUCUAGAAGUAAGCCAAAAUCCGGUAACGGAAGUUUCUAGAAAAAAGUUUGUGUCCAGAAAACUAUUCAACAUACUAAUUUACAUAUAAAGUUGACAUUUAAAGAAAAGAGUUUGAAGAACAAAGUUAGUUUUUUUUUUACUUUCAGAAAAAACAUCAACAUACUAAAACAAAUUAGAAACGUAGAGAAAACAAAUUAAAAGUUAGCUUUUUAAAAUGAUUUUUGUUGUUCUUUAGUAUAACUGAAACCAUUUUUAUAAGUUUUGAACAUUCUCAGGUGGUACAUGUGAUUUAGACUCUUAUUGUGAAAGAUUAUAGGAAGUUCCACAGAGCUUUGCUGUGGAAAUCUUCAGGGAAAUGCCACUCUGUUCCGUUUACCCAGUAAAAACCCACCUUCAGUUUUUAUAACAAUAAAAAGAGAACCGAUAAGAGAACAGAACGGAGUUCAGUUCAUCAGCUGAUCCUAAAAAGGUUCAUUUUCGACUUCGUCCUUAUUGGGUUUUCUUCUCAGUGGCACCGACUCACCAUCGUACUGAAUAACCUCAGUUUGGAGAAAAAGAUGACUUCUGACUAGAAUUAGUCUUUCGCCAAGCCCCGCCUCCCUUAGUUACUGUUGCUAACUCCGACAAACAAGUGGUCAAACACUGACCGGCGCGGCAGAUUGCCACGAUGAAAAGAAGUAGACAGAUGUGUGUCGGCGACAUCUUUUGGAGCGAUUCCACCGUAACAUCAUCCAGAUCGAGACAAAAAGGGUUCCAGUAGGCAGUGAAGGGAUAAAUUCAAAAUAAGAAAAUACGCAUCGAAGGAGACACGACUACUACAGAGGCUAUUGCUAACCAGUCACAAGCUAACGUGUGUGUGUGUGUGUGUGUGUGUGUGUACACACACAUGUUUUGUCCAUGAGCAUCAUCACCUUUGAAUUCAUUUACAGUAACAAAUAACUGUAAGAUGUUUACAUCCUUACGUAAACUUUUAGGCAACUUUCGACAGCCUCCAAGCUUGUUGUUAGCUGAGUCAGGACCUAGCACAGCUUUUACGGGAUUGGGGAACUCAGGUGGGGUUUCCGUUGAUAAAAUGCUUCACGAAAGAUAAAAACUAAAUUAGUUAUUGUUGCUUGUUGGGGUGUUGCGUACAACUUUGUUUUAAACUGACAAAAAUUAAGGUUGUGGAGCUUAGAGACCCAACACACAGCAGCUAAUGUAGCUAGCGUUAGCUAACAUGUUAACCAAUGUCUAAAGCUAAAGGGCUCGUUAAAGAGCAAGUCACCCCCUGCCAGAAUCUUAUUCACUCCCACUUCCUGUUUGAAAAAUGCAACAAAUGCUGUUGCCUGGCAGACUGAAAGGGUGGAGCCGCUAACAAAUACACACACAGGCUCACAAUGACAUUGUGACGUCAUAAGGCACAUCUUAGCCGAUAGUUAUGGCAGAUUUAACUUCAAAUGCAGUGCAGAGUUUUUACGUGAAUAGGGCACAACGCUAACUGUUUUAGGCAGAAACUAAGAUGCACCAGAGUGCCAAAUUAUCCACUACACGUGUCUAAACACUCAUUUAUAUAGUUUAUCAGCAAAAUAAGUUGAUCUGGGGGUGACUUGCCCUUUAAGCUGAACUUAGUAGACUAAUGUUCUGGCAAUGACUCCAUGGUAAUCGCAACGUUGGGCCAUUGUGUUUUCUUGGGUCUAGAUCGGGCGUGGGGAACCCUGGUCCUCGAGGGCCGGUAUCCUGCACGUCUUUGCCCCAACACUUCUGAUUCAGUGGUUGAUUCACCUGUUCAGCAGCUCAUCAGGCUCUGCAGGAGCCUGUUAAUCACCUGCUGAUUGAAAUCAGGUGUGUUGAAGCAGGGUUGAAACUAAAAUAUGCUGGAUAGCGGCCCUCGAUGGACCAGGGUUCCCCACCCUGGUCUAGAUAGUAGAUAUAGACAACACUGUAGUUAGUUAGACAUUACUCUUACCUUUGAGGAGACGCAUGCUUUGUGAUGUCAUAAAUGUUUAACUGGGAGUGGGGCCGUCCGAACAGUUAGAUCCGUAUCGGGCGCCGCUCACGUCGUUUUCGCUUUGAUAGCGAAUGGAACACAACUCCUCCAGACAACCUCUCUGGGUAUCGACUGUCCGACGUACAGACGCCGCGGACGCAAUGCUAUCCAUCUAGAUUAAAGUUGUCGGACCUCCUCACAGUAACUGUUGCUGUGAUGUGGACAAUGGCCGCUUUGGGGUGGCGAAAGGUCAAUUACAAGCUAACAGCCAUUUAGGAACAACAACUUUCAUCUCUAAAGCGUUAUAAAGCGUUUAAACCUGAGCGCUACACCACAACCUCUGCAUUAAAGAGAUAUGAAAUUCUGACCCGAUGUUUCACUGAUUUUCCAUUAAUUCAGCAGCAAAUGAUGGAAUUUCAAUAAAGCGUAGGGUAGUGUCCUUAAACAUGGCUGUAGUUUGUCUGUUCCACUGAGAGACUUGGUGCGUUUAAGCUCUGGCGUCUGUGCAGAGCGUUACGUGCUGUAAGAGAAGUCACUUGUGUGUGAGCAGCGUUUCAUCUAGGUGAGCACAAAAGCGUCGUGCUCUGCUUCUGCAACGGUACGAGACAAACGCCGUCUGAACAGUUCAUCUUGAGUCAGGAAUUACACGACAUUGUCUCACUGUGCGAGCUGAUGCACCGUUUCCCUCUCGGAGAGUGGCGAAACCAGCAGCCAGCUAAGAAACUACAGAUGGAUGUUUGUUGAAGGGAAAGCACAAACUGGUUUGAGCUGGUUUGUAGCCAGAUGAAAAUGAUCGAAUGCUUCCAAGUUAAAAAAAAAAAAAACAGAGGCUGGGGUUAAAUCCUCUCAUGGACUGAAUACUGUGAUGAAAAACUUCAAGGAUGUCAUGCAUGUUGUUAGGAACGUUCACACCGCGGAUCAGAGCUUUUUCCGGGUCAUUUUAAUAAUUUAUCAAACAAAAAGGUGCACAUUUUUAAUGGAGUGCAAUUUUUUUUAUGCAGGAAAAGAUUUUCUCUUUCUCCAAAACAAGCUAACAUGCAAGAUUUUACGUCUUCUUUUGAUGAGUUCAUUCAGUUUGUUUUCUGUUUCAUCAUCAGAGGAUGCUGUCAGCACUACAGUAGUGAGUAGCAUGGGAGUGGGGAUGUUUUACUGGAGAGGACUUGGGUUGUGCUCACACCAGAAGCAUCUGCAAGUUGCUCCCAAUCCCUCAGCCUUUUGCAUGAUGCUGUUGUGAAGCAGAAAAGGGUGCAGCAGUGGCUAGGAUGUGAGUGGUGAGAAAAUAUGGCUUCCUUAAUUCCUCGUUAUGCAUGUAGAGUUCUGAAUGGGCAGGUACGUCUCACCCUUUUGAUUAAAGAUCCAUUGUCUGGAUUUAGCCGCUGUGCUGGUGUAAAAAUGUGUUGGUUUGCAGGGAACCGGAGGUCUGUGGGCAGAUCUGAGGUCAGAUGUGUGUGUUUGAGCGUGUUUCCUUGUGUGCCGGCAGCCUUUGUGUUUCUCUCUCCGUUUUUCUAUUCCUGCACUGAGGGGAGAGUGCUUCCUCUGAGUCCCCCUCCUCUUUUUUAACAUAUACCUCACCUUCUGCCUUAGUUCCGAUUAUUGAAAUGAUUGUAAAUUAGUUUGAAACAGACUUCUCCAAUCAUUUGUUUCUGAAAAAAUAUGACAAGUAAGAAAAAUACUAUAUUACAAAUGGUUUUCCUUUUAUUUUUGUACGUAUGUGCUGUGCACAGCAGUCAAGUGUAUUCCUGAGAUGACAAUAAAAGAUGUUUUAUAAAAUA